CGCUCCGCAGCGCCAGCUCGGCAGGAGCGGGGCGUGAGUCCCGAGUGAAACCCGCCAGGCUCCAACUCCGCAGCGCCGGGGCUCGGCGGGCAGCAACUUUCUCCCCGGAGCGGCCGCGGCAGCUGCGGCUGCCCUGGCAGUCGGAGCGGGAGCUGGGAGGAGGAAGGCGGCUGCGGUUCCUUGUGUCCGCUCGGGCUGUCUAGCCCUCCUAGACCGCCGGCCCGCGGAGCCUCGAGCCCCCCCCGGGCAGCCCCGGGCUCCUGCCCUAUGUCCCGCAAGGCGAGCGAGAAUGUGGAGUAUACGCUGCGAAGCCUGAGCAGCCUCAUGGGCGAGCGGCGCAGGAAGCAGCAGGAGCCGGACGCAGCGAGCGCGGCCGGGGAGCGCAGCCUCCUGGCGGCCGCCGAGUCGAGCGCCAGCCUGCAGGGCGCGGGCGCGGGCGGCGGCGGCGGCGUCGGGGACCUGGAGCGCGCGGCCCGGCGGCAGUUCCAGCAGGACGAGACCCCCGCCUUCGUGUACGUGGUUGCCGUCUUCUCCGCGCUGGGCGGCUUCCUGUUCGGCUAUGACACCGGGGUGGUGUCGGGGGCCAUGCUGCUGCUCAAGCGGCAGCUCAGCCUGGACGCGCUGUGGCAGGAGCUGCUCGUGUCAAGCACGGUGGGAGCGGCUGCCGUCUCGGCGCUAGCCGGCGGGGCCCUCAACGGCGCCUUCGGCCGCCGCGCCGCCAUCCUGCUGGCCAGUGCCCUCUUCACCGCCGGCUCCGCGGUGCUUGCUGCGGCGAACAACAAGGAGACGCUGCUCGCCGGCCGCCUGGUUGUAGGGCUCGGCAUCGGUAUUGCUUCUAUGACGGUGCCCGUGUAUAUCGCUGAGGUCUCACCCCCCAAUUUAAGAGGUCGGUUAGUCACCAUUAACACCCUCUUCAUCACGGGAGGGCAGUUCUUUGCAAGUGUUGUUGAUGGAGCCUUCAGUUAUCUCCAAAAGGAUGGAUGGAGGUACAUGUUGGGACUUGCAGCAAUUCCAGCAGUUAUACAGUUUUUUGGCUUUCUCUUUUUACCUGAAAGCCCUCGAUGGCUUAUUCAGAAAGGACAGACUCAAAAGGCUCGUAGAAUUUUAUCUCAGAUGCGUGGUAACCAGACCAUUGAUGAAGAAUAUGAUAGCAUCAAAAACAACAUUGAAGAAGAGGAAAAAGAGGUUGGCUCAGCUGGACCUGUGAUCUGCAGAAUGCUGAGUUACCCCCCAACUCGCCGAGCUUUAAUUGUGGGUUGUGGCCUACAAAUGUUCCAGCAGCUCUCAGGCAUUAACACCAUCAUGUAUUACAGUGCAACCAUUCUGCAGAUGUCUGGUGUUGAAGACGAUAGACUUGCAAUAUGGCUGGCUUCAGUUACAGCUUUCACGAAUUUCAUUUUCACACUUGUGGGUGUCUGGCUUGUUGAGAAAGUGGGCCGCAGAAAGCUCACCUUUGGUAGUUUAGCAGGUACCACUGUAGCACUUAUUAUUCUUGCUUUGGGAUUUCUGCUAUCAGCCCAGGUUUCUCCACCCAUCACUCUUAAACCAGUAGCUCCUUUAGGUCAGAACACUACUUGCACAAGAUACAGUUACUGUGAUGAAUGUAUGUUGGAUCCAGACUGCGGUUUCUGCUAUAAGAUGAAUAAAUCAGCCAUCAUUGACUCCUCCUGUGUUCCAGUUAAUAAAGCAUCUACAAAUGAGGCAGCCUGGGGCAGGUGUGAAAAUGAAACCAAAUUCAAAACAGAAGAAAUAUUUUGGGCUUACAACUUCUGCCCUACUCCAUACUCCUGGACUGCACUUCUGGGCCUUAUUUUAUAUCUUGUUUUCUUCGCACCUGGAAUGGGGCCAAUGCCUUGGACUGUGAAUUCUGAAAUAUAUCCCCUUUGGGCAAGAAGUACAGGAAAUGCAUGUUCAUCUGGAAUAAAUUGGAUUUUCAAUGUUCUGGUUUCAUUGACAUUUCUACACACAGCAGAGUAUCUCACAUACUAUGGAGCCUUCUUCCUCUAUGCUGGAUUCGCUGCUAUGGGUCUCCUUUUCAUCUAUGGCUGUCUUCCUGAGACCAAAGGGAAAAAAUUAGAGGAAAUUGAAUCACUGUUUGACAACAGGCUGUGUACAUGUGGUGCUUCAGAUUCUGAUGAAGGGAGAUACAUUGAAUAUAUCCGAGUGAAGGGAAGUAACUAUCAUCUUUCUGACAAUGAUGCUUCUGAUGUGGAAUAAUUGUCAGCUACUGAUAUAUUUAGUUAUUUAAACAAACUUGGGAGAGAAGAACAGCAAUUGGUGACCUCACUGCCCUGCUUUUAAUCUGCUUCUUUCCAGUCUAGUUUUGAAUGACUUCAGAUUCUAGAAUAUUUGAGUCCAAGGAAGAUAUGACCAUAAUGACAUUUUUUUCACAAGCAGAGACGUAAAAAAAAAAAAAAAUUAGAGAUUUUAAACUAAUAAUUAUUGAACAAACGUGUAUAAUUCCUUCCUGAGAUAGUUUUAAAUGAAUAUUGUACUCAGUGACUUCAGUGAUAGCCUUUCUUCCUAAGACCAUAUAUAAUUAUUAGUGACAAUCGAGUCAGUGCUAAUCUAGCCAAAUCAUAUAUGUAUGAUGUCCUUACAGCAAACGAUUCUGGGAUAUGGUCCAAAGGUAUUUUCUGUCAAAGCAUGGCCUGUGGGCCCAAAAUUUUCCUAAGGACGGGGAGCUUUACCUAUGAUCAGCUCUUAGAAAGUAAAUUCCAUUUAAGCUUUCAUCAACAAAUCGCAAAGUGCCUCCUACCAGGGCACAGCUGUCCUUACAUCCUUUGGAGUCCAUAUUUUGGUUUCUCUCUCCAAAUCAAAUCUUGAAAGUUCCCUAGAAACUGACUCUGUACACGAUCUUUUGAAGCAGGUCUUUUAGGGUUUAUUUUCCUACAUAUUUUUUGCAUCAUUGAUAAGUACACAUUUGCACAGAUAAGCUAGCAAGUUUUGAUAAGUAUAUUUUAUUGCUAGAAAGUAAGAAAGAAAAGAUUUUUAUGGACCUUAAAGAUUUUUAACCCUGACUGAGUUAGUCAUUUAGGUAUGCAACUAUAAACACAAAAUAGCACUAGAUCUUCAGCUGUAUUUCAGGGUCAGCUUUUGUUCAUGCCAAAUCACCUGAUACUCACCACGCCUUCACUCAUCAACUCUGGAGUCCUACUAUUUGUGCCUUCAUUUGUGUUAUAUAAAUAGCAGACUAUUUUUGCCCUUCUUUUAAUCAAAGAUUUCUGAAACAAGAAAGGAAGGAAAAAAAAAAAAACAGCGACAGAAACAAUCCUGCUGUUACUGAUGUUUGUUUAAUUAAGCAGAGGAAUUUCUAUUUUUCUUAACUUUUUAUUAACUCUUCCUAAGGGAACUGUCACAUUUUAUUACUUGAUGGUACUUGCCUUUUUUUUUUUAAGUUUAGAGCAUAAACUGCUUUUUAUGUUGCACACCCAUUCUCAUUUUCCCUGAAAAUUUAUAUAUAAAAAGAUACAUAAUUUGUGGAUGUUUCCUUUUCUCAUGCUUGGCUUGGAUUUUUUUCCUUCUUGUCUGAAAAUUGAGAUUUCUACUAGAACAGAUUAAUGGUUCUCAUAUAGCACAUGUCUUUAAGAAAUGCUGACUUACUACAUUUCUACAGUAUCUUUACUAAGUGUUCAUUGGUUUUUAUGCUCACUCAUCAGUAAACUGUCAUUUUUGCUCAUAUAUUAAGAACUUUAUAGUAUGUACAGAAUCACCCACAAAAUUACUUGCUAGUUCCAAUGAAAAUAUGAAUGACUCUUCUUGGCUCUAAACACCUAAUAAGGUACUCUGGAGUGAAAAGGUAGCUCUCUCCAAAUUCAGUAUGUCUCUGCCAGCCUCCAAGAUAGUUUGGUCUCUUAAAGUCUGCCUUGUUUGUAUCACAGUUAUCAAAACUGUGGAUGUAGCCAAGGAGGUUCAUUCUCUAAACCUAAAAAUCCUUCAGCCAAAAAAAAAAAAAAAAAGUUUUCUCCGUCUGAUCAUUUCAUGUAAUUCAAAAAAAAAAUACUUUAGAGCAUUUUUUUCCCCUUGAAUUAGGUGCUUUGACAAUUGAUAUCUGGGGGGGGGGGUGUUAAUAUUGAUUUUUCUGCAGAAAAGCAGAUAUGCUUUAAUAGAGAAAAUUAUUAUUCUAUGGAUAUUUCUUAUCCAAUAAGAAAUUUCUUAUCUGUGUAAUAUUUCACACAGGUAAAGUUAAGUGGAAAAUGAACUACUGUGUGGUAAAAUCAGAACAUGAUGGGGAGAAAAAGUAUUUAGACCAAUAAAAUGAUCUCUUUAUAAAUUUGUUUUCCUGAUUUAUCCAAAUAAUCACCUCAGUUCUUCUCUUUAUGUAUACAUAGCCUUAACUAGAUGCUUAUAUACUCAGCUGAGCUGAAUGCACAGUAACUUUAUCAAAGGAGCAGUGGACUCAUUAUUUCCUAAAGCAGAACAUGGCCUAUUCUCCCUGACAUAAGCAAAUGGUAUUUUCAACUUUAUAUCUGUAAAUGCACAUAAUAACAGGGAAAAAUAGCCACAGUUCACUUCCCCUAUUCUCCUCAAUUCCUUCUGUAAAGGACUACUUUUUAUUUAUAUAGUAAUAAAGAUAAUAUUCCAUAUCUUUGAAGUGCAAGACAGAGAGUCACAGUAUAAGAAUUAUUUAUAAUUUUUUAAUAACAACUACUUGAAAAGGAACCUUACAAUUAGGGUAUUAUUUUUAGAUUCAGUGAACAUUUAUAGUAUAUUAAAAAUUAAAUAUUUGAAUUUUGCAAGUUUUUAAUAUUAUGCACCUUUUAAGUUAUCAGCAUUUUUGGCUACCACUAUCAACUUGAAAUACAUUCCAUCUGAAAUGUCAUCAAGUAUAUAUUUUAUAGGACAAUUAAAAUAUGGUAUGAUUUGAAUUACCAUUUAAAACACAUUAAGCACCAUGCUUUUAGCUAAAAUUAUAGGUUUCCUUCUAAACAUGCUGCAGAUUCAACAGAGGUAUAUUAUAAUUUAGGAAAGUACAGAAGAAGGUCAUAACCCCUAUUAACGCUUAGGUGGAUGGCUGAUGAGAUCUGCACUAGACUUAGGAGAAUGUCACAUUUCAUUUGUAUCUGAACACAUAGAGCUGAAUGAUAUCAGAUAGGUUUUAAAGAUUUGGUAUUAAUAUUUUUCUUAAAUGUAAACAUUCCUGAUAAUUUUGAUUGUUGCACCUUAGUCAAUAAUUACCCAAGACAUGAUUAUUAAUGUAUAUGUAAAAGCUCUAAAUUAAAAUUAGAUUUAAAAGUUAAUAUUUCCCUUUGUAAUUUUGUUCCCAGUCAAAUGGAAUAGUUAGUUCCCUGAUUUAAAAAAUGCUGAGAAUAAAAUUCUAUCAAGUGCUUUUCAGUGUCCACCUUUUCCAUUUGUCCAGUAUGAGUCUAAUUUUAGUAUAGAAAUGUUAGUAUAUAAAAGUUUUAGUAUAUAAGAGUCUAAAUAUUAUUUCUUAAGUUAUUCACUCUAAAAUGGGAAAUCUAGCAAAGCAAUGAAUUUAGAAAUUGUUUACUGUAAUUUCAAAAUCAGUUAUCCAGAGGAAGAAUUAACAGGAAAAAUAGAAGUUGACAACUUAUCCUUUUGCUUUUAUAUCAAAAUGUAAAAUUGAAAUGUGUUAUAAUAAUCCGUAGAUCCUGGGGGGAGGAUAUUCUAAAAAAUACUAUUCAGAUGUUAUCUAAGAAGAUCUCACAGUUUAAUAACACUAAUAUAUUUUAUAAAUACUGUAAUACAGUAAGGGGAGUAGGAGGGUUGUUUUGACAUUUAUUUCAACACAGUAAUCAAAAAUAAAAUGAAUGUUUUGUAAUAAACAGUUUUUUUUUUUACCAUUCUCCUAGUUAUAUAAAUCUCAAAUUAUACUAAACACCUAACAGCCAACAUGUAUAUGGAUUUUGUAACAUAUUUUAAAUCUUCAAAUUCAGGCAUUUUCACUAUCUAUGAGUAAAAGAAUGACAUACCAGACCAAGAGCAGAGAAUUCAUAAUACGUACUAUAUACCAAAAUGUAUUAAACUGUGGAAAAAACUUAAUAGCUCAUGUGUUUCUUCUGACUAAAAAAAGAUUCAAAAUUGUUCGGGAUUAAUUUUAACAUCCUGUUUUCUGUGACUUUCUAUCGUUUGCUUAGCCUCAUGUAUAGUAAUGUGAAGCUAAUUUGAUGAAGUGAUUCAGGUUGUAGCAGCAUGUCAAUUUUCAGUAUCUUCAGUUCUCCUGGGUGAGGAAUAUUGCUGCUAUUUUCUAGAAAGAGCAAUCUUUUAAAAUGCCAAACAGCGAACUGCUAUCAGCUCUCUUGAAUAGAGAAGGAAAUUUUUGUGUGUCAAUAAUCAUCAGAGAGAUAUUUAUGUUCAGAAGUACACAAAGCAUUUUAUCUCCUAAUUUGUGAGUGUAAAAUAAUUCUUAAUAAUCUUUACUUUGUAUAAAACACAGUCCAUUGCAAUUGAGUGAUUUUUAUCUAUGAAAUAUUAAAUACCUACCGUCACUUAGCAGGAAUAUUUAGAUUUUAAUUUUAGACAGUUAAGUCCAUGUGUUUGAUUUUGUCGUAUCAAUACAAAUGAAAAAAAAAUAAAGCUUCCAAGUACUUCAAAUUAAAAAUCUACCAAUAUUUUGUAAAGUUUUAAAAUUAUCAAAUUUAAUGUUAUUCCAUCUCAUUUGAAGGUUAAAAAAAGAUGAGACUUAACUCUAGCCAAAGGAGAAAUUUAUAUUCUACAUGUUCAAACUGGGUCCUAGCAACUUUUGGACUAUAUCUCACUUGAUGUUAUAGUAUCUUUUAUUUGUAAUAAAUGUUCAAAUUUCUAUUUAAAAGCUCAAAUGUACAUCUAGAUUAAAUGAAAACACAGUUUUAUGCUUUUAAAAUGUUUUCCAAAAUGUAUAUUUUAAUUUUUGAAUGCAUGUUAUAUAGUGUUUAACACUUCACGUCUUAGCAAAUCCAAUAUAAAUAUUUAUUCCUACAUGUGAUAUAUGAGAGAUCUCUUGAAAAUUAUGAAUAUGUAUCAUUUCCUUCAAAGUCAUUCUAGCUUAGAGCUGUAUCAAAAUUAUUGUAUAUUUUAUGGAGAUUUAGUGAUGUACAUGUAAAUGUUUUUUAAGUUAUUUUAUUGAAAUUCAAUCUUUACAUAAAAUUUAAAUCUUUUUUUAAAAAAAAAGUGUCAGUGCCAGAACUGUAAAUGAAAAUAAUCAAAUAAAAGUUAAGACAAUUCACUACUCA
This is a messenger RNA of Sus scrofa (pig), 7172 nucleotides long. It is a transcript of the gene SLC2A13, whose product is annotated as solute carrier family 2 member 13. The record is from RefSeq and is a predicted model, not a curated record. NCBI's taxonomy places the organism in Eukaryota, Metazoa, Chordata, Mammalia, Artiodactyla, Suidae. Gene Ontology annotation, biological process: myo-inositol transport; transmembrane transport. Gene Ontology annotation, cellular component: apical plasma membrane. Gene Ontology annotation, molecular function: myo-inositol:proton symporter activity.